GCGUCCACGGGCGGCCGGGGUCCGCGGCACCGCACUCACGGCACCGACCGCGGUGUUCUCACCCGCUCGCACGCCCCGCGAAUCCCGCACGUGCGAGGGCACCGGCGAAUCCCAAAAGCGCGCCAAUUUCCCUAAAGUUCGAGUUUAGUUGGCGCGAAAAGUUUCUGUCACGUCGUUUGUAGUUCGAGUGGUGGACUCUGGUUAGCGAUGGUUGUUCGGGAGCGCUGAGGCGGUGUCAGGGGCCUCAUGAGCUAUCCAAUGAUGGACGACUGGGAGCGCCACGUCACUCCGCUGCUCCAGGACAUGGGCUGCCCGCCCGAGGAGGCCCAGGACGACUUCUUUAGCCAGCAAGAUUUGCUGGUGGGCAGCAGCGGCGGCGGGAACGGGGGAGCGGCGACGUCGCCCGACGGCGGGUCCAGCUCCGGCCCGCCGCUGUCGCCCGGCGGGUCGGGGGUCGCUGGCGGCGCACUGUCACCGGGGGCCGGCUCGCACGCCAGCACCCCCGCCGCGCCGUGCUGCGACACCCCGCGCCCCAUCAUCACCGACCCCGUGUCCGGCCAGACGGUGUGCUCGUGCCAGUACGACGCCCGGCUAGCGCUCUCAUCGUACCCGCGCUUGUCCAGCGCCGCGGUCGGCGUCUACGGAGCGCCGUACCCGUCCACGGAUCAGAACCCUUACCCCAGCAUCGGGGUUGACAGUUCGGCGUUCUACUCGCCUCUGAGCAACCCGUACGCUCUGAAAGAGGGAAACGGCGAGAUGUCAGCUUGGACAUCGGCGGGCCUUCAACCCUCCGGCGGCUACUACCCCUACGACCCCACGCUCGCGGCCUACGGAUACGGAGCGGGGUACGAUCUAGCAGCCAGGCGGAAAAACGCGACGCGCGAGUCCACCGCAACACUAAAGGCGUGGCUCAACGAGCACAAGAAGAACCCGUACCCGACCAAGGGGGAGAAGAUAAUGUUGGCCAUCAUCACCAAGAUGACGCUGACGCAGGUGUCCACGUGGUUCGCGAACGCGCGCCGGCGGCUCAAGAAGGAGAACAAGAUGACCUGGGAGCCCAAGAACAAGACAGACGACGACGACGACACCAUGCUGUCCGACGAGGAGAAAGACGACGACAAAUUAAAACCAAACAAAGAUGAGGAAAGGAAGGGGGACGAGCUUCUCCAGGGCAUGCACAGUCAACUACUCGGCUACGGGAUAAAGGAGGAGUCCAAGCGAGGGACUUCAGACUGCGGCGUGCCGAUACCAGCGUCGAAGCCCAAGAUUUGGUCUUUAGCAGACACCGCGGCAUGUAAAACGCCGCCACCGGCCGCGCAGCCGUGGCCUCAGCAUGGAUACGGGCCAGGGCCGGAGCGGUCGGUGUCUGACGGUGGUGCAAACGGGUUCGCACUACCUGCGACGGCGGCCGCGAGUCCAGCGAGCGGGUCGUAUGGGAGAUACGGCGGUUUCCCCGGACAGUACAACCAGCAUCCGUGCGUGCAUCCAGCGGCGUUCCCCGACGUUCAGACUGACACUCCGCCACAAACUCCGCCCAACAUGAAGGUGCCCAGCGUGGCCAACCCGCUGGGCAGCGGCGGCGGCUCCGGCUAUUGUUUCCCUCGGCACCAGCAGUCGCCACAGCGGGACCCCUACCACAACCCUCACCAUGCGAACAACCAUCAACCCAACCAGCACCACAACGAGGGUUCGGCCGCCUUUAAACCGUUCUACAAAAGGUAAAGCAAGUGGGUCCUGGGUUGCGGCACCUUCAACUAGGAACUUCUAGAGACUUCUGAGAGAUCACAUUGGCGUAGUGUUUCACUCAUCGAGUCAAGAAAAUUGGAGGAAGGGCGAGCGAGUCAUCCUAGGGCUAUACGCACAUCGCCUAAAUUUCAAUUUCACUGACAUGACAAUCGUGACGUGGAGCCGAGAUCGUUGCAGUGACAUUUAAAUCGUGUCGUGACGUCAAAAUUUUAAUGCAAUUACGGUUUUAAUGUCGUUGACAAUGAUUUAGUCUGGUUACAACAUCUCUGGCUGAUCUGGCCUGCUGUCGCUCUAACAUAUGAUGUAUAUUUAAUUUCGUAAUCUUUUGGUUAUUUAGAAUAAUUUGAAAUUCCUAAAUUUAAAAGCACAGACUAUAAAAAUGUAAUAUAAUAAAAAAAAGAUCCAUUAAUUUGUACUUAAAUGAGUAUCAUGUGAUUCGUAGGCACUUACAGCUGUCGUCUUGGUACUUAAAUCAUGUAUGGAAAAGUUGCUCAGUAUUUUUAUAGUUAUUAAGUAUAUUCGUUAAAUAAAUAACUAUCCAAAUUACUUAUAUACGACCCAAACGCAAUUAAUAAUUAAUUAUGUGUUAAAUUAAACAAUUAAAAUAGCCAUUGGUUUUAGUGAAUUUAUUGUAAAGUAGCCUUUACCCGCGUCUUCACUUCAUUAGAAAUAAGGGCGUUUAAUGCCUUAAGACACCGUUACAUUUUUGGAAUGAAAAGUACUAUCACAAUUAAUUACGUACCACAAACAACCAGCACUGACUCGUAAUAAAUCAGCAGAUACACUGACAUAAUGACAUAGAUAUAGAACAAAACCUUAAGGUUUUUACCAUAUGCUACUAGCGCCAUCUAGUAUUUAGUUUUAAUGAAGUUGGAUACUAAAUACUAAAAGCACCUAUACAGAAAAAAGUUAAUUAACAUACACAAUUUCAUAAAUAAGUACCUACUGUGAUCAGUCGCUCGACUAUUAGCUGAAUUUUACAUAGCACAGGAUGUUUCACAAUCGUGGCUUAGUUGAAGUCUUAUGUCAGCCACUGACGAUCAAGUAAUCUCACAUGCCUGCAGCGCUAACGGCUUGACGCCCGCUAAAACUAAUCGCGUGUUUGUCGCGAUAGGCAUGACAUCAUGCCGAGUUUUAUCGGACGUUUUACUUUUUUAUUACUGUUUUUAAUAAAACGAUAGUUUGGAUAUCAAUAAAAAUGAAUAACAUCACCACAAAUAGCAAAACAAGACACAGAUUUUUAAGAAACUCCACAUAUUUAGGAACCUGAAUAUGAAUAGUUCCUCGGUUAAGAGGUAGGACUUAACACCGGAAGGUCACGGGUUCGAACCCCAACCGUUGGAAUUUCUUGAGUAUUUACGACUAGUUGGUGGGGAAACGGAACAUUCAAAAGGUACUAACUUCUAGAUGGCGUUAUAUAAAAGCACUACAUUUACAAAAUUUGUUUCUUUUGAUUUUUAUACCGGAAUAUUUUUUCUGGUUCAGUUAGUACUAAACAAACAAUUUUAUUAAAUGUAUAGAUUUAAUUUAUAUGAUAAUCAAUAGAUUAUUGUAUUAUUAUUAUAGUUUACUGUGUAUUUAGUUCUUCCAAACAAAAUCGAAGUGUAAUAACUAUUGAUCCUUCCGGAACGAAGUGACCUAAUACAUUUUUCUAUGAAAAUCGAUUAUUGUAAAACAUUUUAUGUUUUUAAAUCGUCACGAUUUUUAUAUCUUACAUCUAAAGCGCCUAUAUGUGCAAAAACUUGCUUCAUUUCUAUGUAUAAAAGUACAGCUUUCUUAUUGAUCGUCAGUUUUUUUUUCAUAUUAUCGUGUAAUUAAUGCACCGUCAUAAUUAUUCAUUAGCUUUUUGGUUGACUAUGUUAUGACACUUCGGAAGAUUGUUAUAAUUCGUAGUGUUUAGAUGUAACUACGUACCGAGCGUGUAUUUAAUGCCUAAAGGAGGGUCGAAUGAAGCAUGUAGUUAUAAUGGUAAUAAUUUAUUAUAUAAAAAAAAACUUCUACUAAUUGUUUAAAACCUAAUCCCGACAUCUCUGUUUCAAAACUAUGAUGCGAUCUAUGCGGCUGAUAUUCUUAUGGAAGUUUUCUAUGAACAAAAUCCAGAAAACGCUGAAUAUAAUAAUUGUUUGAGCAUUUUGAGACCUUCUGUGGCGUAAUUGUGUAAAGAUUUACAUCACGGUGAACCUAUGGUCGAUUAUCAGCACAGGUAAAUGUAACAUUUUAUAUUUUUCAACAAAUCAAACCAGGUUUAGUUUGGUGCAGAUUUGAUCUUGGCUAGUUACCACCCUACCCGCCAAAGACUUACGCCAUUUAACUUAGCGUUCCAGUACUGAGCCAUUAAGAGGUAUACAUCUAAUAAAUUUAUAACCUUUUUAAGUUAGCAUAAUACUAUCAGACUGCAUUAUUUGUCAACAAAACAUAGUCUACGGUUUGGUUGUUGAAUAAAUUAAAAAGAAACAUUUCAAUUACGCCUUUAUUCAAAUGAAAUAAGAUCAAAAAUUCAGCCAAAAUUAAUUCGAAGAUCGCAGUGCAAUAAUGACGAGUUUUGGAAUAGAAAGGCAGGGAAUAGGUCCCUCGUCGUUGCGGCCCCCAUCUUGAGACCCGUCUUUGCCCUAACGUUUUAUUUGUUAAGCCUUUAUCAAUAAUAUUCUUCCAUUCAGUUAUUGUUGUUGUCAUUGUAAAUAGGCGGAGAUUUGUAGAUUUUCUAUUAUUUAGUUUCACAUCGAGUGUACAAAGUAAUUAACUACUAAUUAAAUAAUUUCAUUUCCAACGAUGGAACGCGUCGAUUAUAAAUAUAUUGUUUAAAAAGUAUUAUUAGAAAUAUACUGUAAAUAAAUUUAUUCUGAAUAUUAACUAUAUUAUUUUAUUUUAUAAAUAUUAAUAUCGAUCGCAGAAUCAGUUUACAAACGUAUCGGUAAGUAUUUGUGAAUAAAAAAAAAGUAAAUAUAUUUCGAUGUUAAAUAAGUCACGUGGGUAUUCAUAAGGCACGUUUGAAAUAUACAAUUAGCAGAUUAGCACACGAGUAACCUUUGAUGUAAUGUCAGCCACUGACGAUCAAGUAAUCUCACAAUCUCAACGGCGUGACAUCAUGCCGAUCGCCAUAACGAAAGUUUUGUGGCCGAUUCGAUACCAGUUUACUAAAAAAUGCUUUGUAUCUUCUGGGGAUUUUCAUAUGAACAUGCGUUUAAAACAAAGGUUGCUAGUGCGCUAAUCUGCUAAUCGCACUAAGUUUUCGUGUAAACUAAAACCCGGAUUAAUAUAAUGCUUUAUUUACAUUUCAUUAAAUGCGAUAAUUGUCUAUCAUUAACAUGAAAUAGUAGAAUCAUUUUAAACAUUAUUUAAUUUAAUAAUCAUGUUUAUACUAUAAUCUGUGGUUCACAUUAAAAGCACUACGAGAUAGGAGUUAGUUCUAAGAAUAGUCAAUUUAUGUAAAAAAGGCAGUAAAGUAAUUUGUUGCUAUUGUUCCUACAAAAUAGUACACUUUGAAAACGAAUUAUCUCUCAUUUGAGUAUUUAAAUUUAGUAUGAAUUUUGAUGAAAAAAAUAUUCAAGCCUACUCCGAACAUCAAUGUUGCUUUAGAAAUAUUUUGCGAAGAUAAAUAUUGGAUUAGGUCUUACAAAACAAAAAAUAAGUUUGUGAUUUUACUUACUAUAGCAUUUCAAGUUGACAUGCCUUGUCCUUUGUUUAUGACGUUUGUGUGAGAGAUGCGAUAACCCGAGUUACUCAUAGAUUCCGUGGCUAUCUCAAACGGUAAUAAAAAUAGAAAUCCAUCUUUAUGUUAAUAAAAAAAUCGGUUGUCUGUAAAGACGGUUUACUGAUGACAGUAAAAAGUGACAACACCAGAAAAUACUGAUGGAAUGGUGCAUUUUUGAAAAGAAAAUUUUAACUAACGUAUUUUACAUAAUAAAUAAAAUACUGUUCGUUUUUCUAAAAUAUUGUUUAAUAAUCUUCAUAGACCAGAAUAUAUUUUAUUUCUUGUAAAAAAAGUUGGCAACCCUACAGCGAGGGAACGACGCAUGACGUCAUCUUUUUUCGAGUGUGCAGGCUCCAUCGAAUUACAAGACGUUGUCACGUCAAAAAAAUACUGUUAUGUGUGUGAUUUAGUAAGUUUAAUUGUAAACAGUAAACAUGGUAACGGCGCGUUUGAGAGGCACUUUAUUAGGACGUAGCAACAGGGUUGUCAAGCUUUAUGGACCUCGUUACAGUAAAACUGGGGUUGAAUUAAGUAAUUCAGUAGUUUACUUAUUCUUAGAUUGUCAUUUCCCUUAUAGCAGGGAUGGCCAACAGGUCGAUCGCGACUGUUAGUCCAGUAGAUCGUCGCAAGGCAAAAAAUAUAAAUACGUAGACCAGACUGCACAACGUAAUCACCAACUCCUUCACGCAUUAUCUCGUAUAUUUUUUAUAAAAAUUAUAAUAUAUGAUAGUUGACAUAGAGAAGAAAAAAUUUCAACAAUUUGUAAAUAUCAAGGUUCAUUUAUGAAAAAACGUCUACCUACCUACAACUUCAUUUUUGAGAAGUAAACGACAGAAAUUAGGGCAGUGGUAGCAAUCUAUUGAACCAACUUCUCAAGUCGCUUUAGCGAUUUGAGAAGUUGGUUCAAUUCAUCGGUUUAAUGAUUCCAUUGAUCAAAGUUAUAUCUAUGAAUUGGCUACUAAAGACGCAAUAAGUACUCACAUUAUGUAAUUGGUAGAUCGUACAGGGUUUCAAUAGUAAACAGGAGAUCUUGGGUCUAAUCAAGUUGGCCACCCCUGCCUUAUAGCAUGAAGAGUUAAGAAUGGAAAUAAAACUGCUAUUACAGCUGUAUUACUUUACAGUGUAAUGUGAGUCCUAAGGGUACCGCAACAAAACGCAGUAACUACAAUUUAUAACAAUUUUUAUAUUUCUGUUAUAAAUAGUAUGUACUCAGUAUUGUUACUUUUUUUAAUUCUGUCUUUACUGUUAAUUAUUUCAUUUCUGUAAAAAUACAUACAUGGUUUACAGAAAUUAAAUAGGUUGAUGGCUUAACGCUCAGGAUUCUGACUGAUGUACGACUCAAAAUAUUUUAUUCAAUUUAAUUAGAAUCUGAUUAAUUGAAGUGUGCACCUGUGCAAUAUCUAAAGUUAUAAAACAGUUUGAUUUUUUUUUCCUUUUUUCGUCAAAAAUUGUUAUUAAUUUUUUUUAACGUUUCACCUGUGUAUUUUUUUACCCUUAUUAUGUUUCAAAUCACCAUUUCUACGAGUAUAAAGGCAACGCUACAAGGUGCAAUAUGAUAUCGAAAUUACUACAGAGAUAUAGAAAUACAUUUUCUUCAAAUACAUUAAAAUCUGUAUGAAAAUUAAAAAAAAAGUGAGCUGUCCGGAGUUUAGUAUGACUGUGAAUUCUGAAACAAAUAUACCGUAAAACUAUAAGGCUAGCAAAUGAGAGAGUUAUUUUUUUAACUCGUUAUUUAUGUAUCUAUUUGCUAACAAAAAUAAAAAAUGAAAAUUAGAAAAUGAAUAUUGAAGAGGGAUACUAAUUUAUAGAGUCAUAAAAAGCCCGCAACGAGUUUUGUGUUCUAAUCAUAAUAUUAAAUUACGAAAUGUCAGUUUCAUUCUUUUGACCCCCGAUUUUUGCGUUAAAAUGAAAAUAGUCACGAGCUCAAAAUGAAUGAAUUAUAUUGGACUGCAUUGACUUGCAGGUUCACAAGCGUCCAUACCCUUUUCAAAUAUAAAACGUAUAUUUAAAAUAUUUUCCUUAGUAUAAAACAAGAACUUAUCAUUGCGGGAAAGUAAAAACCUGUAUUAGCGAAGGAAUUUUCCAUUUCUUACAAUUUGCAAGUCUAGUGCCUACCCUUAAUAAAAACCUUAUGCACGCCACCAAUGGUAUGGAGUAUGUCUGGCUAUCGCAAGCUCUUUAAGAAACUAGGACCCAGAAUGUCAUAACUUGUCUUAUUAAACAUAAUUGUAUAUUCUUAGCUGUCACAUGUAAAAUCCCUUUAUAGCUAAUUGUUUUAUAGUCACCCAUAACAUUUGAGGCUUAUAUGCAUUGACCAAACACGACAUUGAUUAUACACGACCAAAGAUUUCCUCUUAUUUUAAAAGACUUCGUCGGUAAAAUUUGAUAUUUUAUCUAUAAUAUCCAGCAAUCGAUAUGUGGAAAAGGGUUUUGAACUGUGUAUAUUUGGUUGUCUAUAUCAAUGAUUGUUUGGUAUGAAAAUAGAUUUUUUCAAAAAAUAAACAUAACAAACUUCAAUGUGACCAAAUCGAAUACAUUCGCUUAAUUAAUAUUAUAAAAUGUUCUAUACAGAUAUUUAUAGAAUAUGUACCUAUUAAUUAUUAUUAUAAGUAAAAUUAUGUAACGAUUGUAAUUAAAUCUUUAUUUCAAAA
Messenger RNA from Bicyclus anynana (squinting bush brown), 8088 nucleotides. Its product is annotated as homeobox protein araucan. The record is from RefSeq and is a predicted model, not a curated record. Bases 247 to 1722 code for a protein of 491 amino acids. The transcript is spliced from 6 exons. Gene Ontology annotation, biological process: cell development; regulation of transcription by RNA polymerase II; neuron differentiation. Lineage: Eukaryota; Metazoa; Arthropoda; Insecta; Lepidoptera; Nymphalidae. Gene Ontology annotation, cellular component: nucleus. Gene Ontology annotation, molecular function: DNA-binding transcription factor activity, RNA polymerase II-specific; RNA polymerase II cis-regulatory region sequence-specific DNA binding.